Glycine soja is the source of this 1910-nucleotide messenger RNA. Its product is annotated as probable aquaporin NIP5-1. Gene Ontology annotation, cellular component: membrane. Gene Ontology annotation, molecular function: channel activity. The transcript has 4 exons. Bases 750 to 1661 code for a protein of 303 amino acids. The record is from RefSeq and is a predicted model, not a curated record. Gene Ontology annotation, biological process: transmembrane transport. Lineage: Eukaryota; Viridiplantae; Streptophyta; Magnoliopsida; Fabales; Fabaceae.
UCCAUCCUCACUUCUCCUCCAUUCCCAUUUCCCCUUCACUCGUUGACCACCCCCCUUUAUUUUUCCGACCAUUCCCUACGCCACUUUUGUUUUCCUUCUCCCUCCACCUUCAACCCAAGCUAGCUUUUCCCUUUUCUCUAACUUCCAAGUUGCAUCACAACCCUUGUCACAAGUUUUCUCCGAUUCCAUUCCAACCUCAACAACAACAGACACACCCCAUCCACUUCGAUCAUCAUCAUCUCCCAUUAAUCUCUUCAUAAUCCCAUAUGUUCCACUUCCUAAUCCCACAAUUGCACACAACCUCGUUCUAAUCUCAAACUUUUCAACCCUGGGUACUCUCUCUCCUUCCAAUAUUCCUUAGCAACACAUUUAUAAAAACCAUCCAAUUAUGUAACUCUACCCUUUCUAGUAGCAUAUAAACUCCCCCAAAAAAAAAACCAAAAAAAAGACUUUUUUUUUAUCUUCAUCUUUCUAACCUCAAAGUUUUCAAACCUGGGUUCCCUAUCUCCUUCCAAUAUUCCUUAGCAACACAUUUAUAAAAACCAUCCAAUUAUGUAACUAUAACCCUUUCUACCUUAUAAACUCCCCAGCAAAAAAAACAGAAAAAAAAUCUCUUUUUUUAUCCUUUCAUUUGGAAAAUGAUGUAGUGUGUCCUCUUCGGUGUGUGCACUAUCUUUAUCAAAUUAUCCUGUUCUAGUUAUCUUUAUUUUAUAGUUGUCUGUAGUUUGGAAAAAAAAAAAAAAAGAAGGAUGCCGGAAUCGGAGAUAGGGACGCCGACGGCGGCGUCGGUGCCGGCGACGCCGGAUACUCCGGGAGGACCGUUAUUCACGUCGCUGCGAGUUGACUCACUGUCACAUGAACGUGAGUCGUUCUCAAUGGCUGGGUGCAAGUGUCUGCCGACCAAGGGCCAUAGCUGCUUCACUGAUUUCUCAGUUGGUGUUCCACUUCCCAAUGUUUCUCUCACUCAAAAGAUGAACAAACAGGUUGGAGCAGAGUUUGUGGGGACUUUCAUAUUGAUAUUUGCAGCAACGGCAGGACCAAUAGUGAACAACAAGUACAAUGGAGUAGAGAGUCUAAUGGGAAAUGCAGCUUGUGCAGGGUUAACUGUGAUGUUUAUCAUUCUGUCCAUUGGCCACAUCUCAGGUGCACACCUGAAUCCAUCCCUCACCAUUGCCUUCGCGGCCUUUCGCCACUUCCCUUGGACCCAUGUCCCGGCCUACAUAGCAGCACAAGUCUCUGCCUCCAUAUGUGCAUGUUAUGCUCUCAAAGGUGUUUACCACCCUUUCCUCUCCGGUGGGGUCACUGUCCCCACCGUCAGCGUCGCCCAGGCUUUUGCAACCGAGUUUAUCAUCACUUUUAUUCUCUUGUUUGUUGUCACUGCUGUCGCCACCGAUACUCGUGCGGUUGGUGAAUUGGCAGGUAUUGCUGUUGGGGCUACAGUUUUACUCAACAUUCUCAUAUCAGGGCCGACAAGUGGUGGUUCGAUGAAUCCGGUGCGCACGUUGGGUCCAGCCGUGGCAGCAGGAAAUUACAAGCAUAUAUGGAUCUAUUUGGUGGCACCAACGUUGGGUGCUCUCGCUGGUGCUGGUGUUUAUACGCUCGUCAAGCUGCGUGACGAGGAGGCCGAACCGCCGCGACAAGUUAGAAGUUUCCGUCGCUAAUUUGGCAGCGCAGCGUCACUGUUCUGUUCUUCCUCCACCCCACAACUCAAGUCAUGUAUCUAGCUCCUUGUUUGAUUUUAUAUGUAUAAUCUAAUAUAAUAAAAUGCAGGGGGACUCAACAUGAUCCUAUUUGUGAAUUUAUGUGUGUAUGGUUCGUUUCAGUUGUGUUAUGUACACCAUGAAAGGACUAACUAAAGCCAUGAUGAUUUGUGCUCCUUGAAAUUAAUAAUAUGUAUGAUUUGUAGAAAA